Molecule: messenger RNA, 2118 nt
Organism: Hyaena hyaena (striped hyena)
Lineage: Eukaryota; Metazoa; Chordata; Mammalia; Carnivora; Hyaenidae
Gene: RANBP3L
Product: RAN binding protein 3 like
Exons: 15
Coding region: 466-1950 (494 amino acids)
Biological process (GO): protein export from nucleus
Cellular component (GO): cytoplasm; nuclear pore
Molecular function (GO): GTPase activator activity
Source: RefSeq, a predicted model, not a curated record
CAGGCUUGGAAAUCACUUGCUUUAACCCAGCAGCACUUUUAAAUUUUGUAUAUAUUAUUCUAGCAGUCCUCUGUAAAUACUAGAGGCAUUAGAUUUCAUGUCAGCAGUUGGGUCAAAAAAUUGCCAAAACUGUAAUUGGUCAGAAAUAGUUACUCUGUAGAAUUUUACACUGUAAAGGGGAAAACUUCAAAGUGCUUUGAAAUGAAAGAAGAAUUAAGCUGUGUUUUUAUCCAAAUGAAUUGGCAUCUUCAUAUGUAGGGGAAGUUAUAUUGGUAAAUAUUUAUUUCAAGAAUCAUGACUAGGAAGCACUUGGAAGUUUAUUAGAGAAGUAAAUGUUUUACACUCAAGGACAGGAUCUGCAUGUACCUCUGCGGCUCUGGUUGUCUGGUGAAGACCAUUUUAGGUGACUGACCAAGGGAAGGAAAUGUCCUAGUGAUACUGGAACCAUAGAGUAUUGCCAGAACCAUGUCUACUACACAGAGAAAAGAUAGCAGCUGCCUGUUUAACAGUUUUUACACCUGUAAACUGAAGCUUCCAGAAGACGAGCGACAGCAAGAAAAACCUGUCAUUGCUCAGCCAAUAUUUGUUUUCACAAAGAGAGAACAAACUUUUAAGCUUUGUUUCUUCCAGAGACCUGCAGAAGACACUCUGUACGAAGCAGCAGAACAUGAAUCUAAUGGUUUUCCAAGAAAGCGUGUACGGUCUUCAUCUUUUACUUUGCAUACUACACAUCCUCAGUCCCAAGGAGCAUCAACCUUGUCCCAGAAUCUAAUGAGAUCAUCAUCCUUCACUGACCUCCCGACCUUCCCCCCUUCUGGGCCAGUGAAGAAAAACAAUGUUUUUAUGACAUCAACUCAUGUGCAAAAGAAUGUUGAUAUGAACAGUGCAGAACAAGGUCCUGUGAAACAUUCUGAACAUGUUCUAAGACCUGCUACUUUGCAGCCACCUCAAGCUCAAGGGUGUGACCAAGCAAGAACAACAUUGGGACACGAUACCUUGGAAUCCUGCAAGAUUAAAGACAAGACAAAAAAUAAGAUUUCUGAAGGGAGCUCCUGUUUGCUAAGUGAAAAUUUACCCAGUGCCAGAAUGUCAGUCUUGCUGACUACUAACCAGAAUUGGUUAGGUGCUACAUCAGUAGGAUGUCAACCAAACGAAGAUAAAUAUUCUUUUAAAAGCUGCAGUUCUGAUUUCGUGUUUGGAGAAAACAUGGUAGAAAGAGUUUUGGAUACUCAACAUCUCACCGAAUCUCAACCUGAAAAUGAUUCAUAUACCGAGGAACAACCAUUCAAAUCCACACUAGAAUUUCCUGUCAACUCUCCAAAUUCAAACUCUAUUAAAAAUAUAUCCCUAAUUGAAUCAGCUGCUGCUUUCUCUUCUAAGCCAUCACCCAAAUGCUUGCUGGAGAAAAUUGAUGUUAUAACAGGGGAGGAAGCUGAACAUAAUGUGUUGAAGAUCAACUGCAAGCUUUUUAUAUUCAACAAAACAACACAAUCCUGGAUUGAAAGGGGCAGAGGAGCUUUGAGACUGAAUGAUACAGCAAGCAGUGACUGUGGAACAUUCCAGUCAAGACUAAUUAUGCGGAAUCAAGGCAGCCUGAGGCUGAUUCUCAAUAGCAAACUCUGGGCUCAAAUGGAGAUUCAAAGAGCAAACCACAAAAAUUUACGAAUAACAGCUACUGAUUUAGAAGACUAUAACAUCAAAGUGUUUUUAAUUCAGGCCAGUGCCAAAGAUACAGGAUAUCUGUAUGCAGCAAUACAUCAUCGGCUCGUUGCACUUCGAAGCUUUGAUAAACAGAAAGAUGUAAAUCAAGCUGAAAGCCAAUCAGAAACAAUCCUCCAACAAUUAAGCUGUGAAAGCUGUGAUGAGGAUGAGGAUGAUUUCAUCCAAGCAAGUAAGAAUAGAUCAGAUCCUUCUAGGUGGACCCACAGACAGUCGGUUGCCUGUUCAUGAGCACUAUCCACUGCAAAUGUGACAACAUCUACAAAAAGGAUUGGUCACCUUACUUAAAAUACUAAACCAUCUUAACUAAAUGAGAAGAUCCUAUUCAUCCCUUGAAGAAUUUUUAUAGCAAAGUUCAAAAAAUAUAAUUUCUUGGAAUUAAAAAUUUUCCCUUAUGUA